UCACGAACACCAACACCAUCACCAUCACCAUCACCAUCAUCGUCACCCGUUAUCGUCAUCGUUAUCAUCUUUAUACAUUUCGCAUUCUCCAAUCUCCAUUCCACACUUCAUUUGCAUCACAUACGCGGAGCAGUGAGCAUUAAGCACACAGUAGUCUGACAGUCCCAAGUCCAGGAUGGGCGACUAUCAUGAGUUUACGGAUCAGUAUAAGGUGCCAGUGAUAGCCAAGCUGCUGCACGCAUUGCCUCACUACAACAUCACGUUCCACAAGAUCAACAGCACGUUUCGGCCCAAUGAUGAGAUCUAUUUGGAGAGCCUGGGAAUAUUGGGAUCGGUGCCGGCAGCGCUGUUGAUUGUCUCACUGCUGGGACUGCUGUUCUAUUUGAUGACCCGUUGUUGCGACCGGAAGCCGCGUCCGGCGCACUCGAUAACCAGCUUAAAGGUGGCCCUGUCCAUAGUCACGGUGAUGUGCUGUGCGGCGAUUGGACUUGGUCUCUAUGGAAAUGAUGAUCUGCACAAUGGGCUGCUCGAGGUGCUGACGGCGGGACGAAAGGUCGACAAUUUGGUGACAACGAUUCGCAAUCAGACGCAUAUAUUGGAGAACACGCUGACGAAUCGCAUACGGCCGCAGUUGGUGGAGUUGGCGGAUAUCUUUGAUCAGCCGGUUUCCAAUCAGACGGCGCUAUCCAAGCUCUUUGUCUCGCUGAAUAUUGUGCAGGGUAAUGUGACGUUGGCAACGAAUGCUGCCAGCGAUAUUCGGCGACCAUUAAUGGGCAUCUCCAUGACGCACUUCCUCACUCGCGGCGACCAAUGGGAGCUCAUCCGUUGGCCUGGCACGGUGGCAACUCUGGCCCUGCUACUCGUCCUCUGUGCCGUGCUGCUUGUGGGCGUGGCCCGGCAUUCCCGCUGCGCCUUGAUAUUGUUCAGUGUGUGUGGUCUGCUGGCCGUAACCGGCUCCUGGUUGAUGUCCGGCCUGUAUCUGUCCUCCUCGGUGGCUGUGGGAGAUUUAUGCAUUAGCCCCGCUGAUUUUCUAGUCUCCACGGCACCCAGAGAUUUGCCCACCAAUGUCCUGCUGCACUACACCCAAUGCGAGCCCGGACACACCAAUCCCUUCACCCAACGACUCCGUGAAUCACAGAAUUCGCUAAAUAAUGCGCGCAGUGCCAUGGCCACCGUCAUGAAGAUCUCGCUGGUGCUGUUCAAGAGCUCGGGACUGCAACCGAAGUUGGGUGCAGUGAAUGCGGAUUUGAAUAGCAGCGAAAGGCUGUUGACCCAACUGACCGCAUUGGUCGACUGCAAGGCGGUUCAUCAUAAUUUCCUGGCUGCGGCCCGUGGCCUUUGCGAGGGUGGACUUCUUGGCCUGGUCCUAAUGCUGAUAGCCAGCUUUAUAGCUGCAAUUUUGCUAACCAUAAUGGUGUGGGUUGAUUCACAUACAUGGAUCUAUAUACGCAAGCGUAAUGAUUACGCCCAGGUGGAUGAGCCAUCGUAUAUAUCGCAUCCGGCACCACAGAACCAUCAGCAGAUGAUGAAUGCGGCACGCACAUUGCCGCGCAACCAUAACGGGCACUUCAGUCCCCCAGUGAUCAGCGGCUCCCACACGCUGCAGCAUCCCAACAAACGGCAGCACCACGAGAUGAUGGCACACGCUCACAUCCAGCAGAAUAUGCGGGCAAUGGGCACCCAUACGCUGGGUCGACUGCCUUCGCAUAACCACAGCCCCACCCAUAUGACUGGUCCCAAUAACGCCGCCGCCGUCGCCGCCGCAGCCGCCGCUUCCUCCGUACCGCCGACGACACAGGCCCAGGUGGCCCAGGCCCAGGCCCACGCCCAUGCCCAUGCCCAGCAGCAGGCACAGCAGCAGCAGCAGCAACAGCAGCAGCAACAACAACAAUUGGGUCCACAGCCAAUCUAUUGCCAUCAUCCGCAUCAGCAUCCACACGCUCAUCCCCAUGCACAUCCCCAUUCACACUCGGCUGCCGUCGCUGCCGCCGUACAGCAUCAGCAUGCCAUCUAUCACCAGCAGCAGGCUCAGGCCCAGGCACAGGCUCAGGCGCAGGCUCAACAGUAUGGAACAUAUACGACGGCAGCGGCGGCACAUCAUGCCCAGCAGCAUCAUUUGCCGCCGCCGGGUCAGAGUCAGAUUUAUCAACAGAUUCCGGCACAUUUGGCGGGUCAAUUGGCGCAGAAUGGAGGUAAUCCGCAUUCGAUAUAUCAGCCGCUGGUGGCGGUCAGUCAGGGUUCCAUUUAUGUGUCCAAUUUGGCGACAAUGCGACGACAGAAUAGCCAGGGUGGACCACAAAUCCCAGCGCAUCAUCACCAGCCGUCGUCGUCGUCGUCGGUGCAGUCGCAACCGCCGCCAAAUCCGCAUCAUUCGCAGCAGCAACAAACGAAUCCACAUCCACAUCCGCAUCCGCAUCCCCACCAGCAACAGCAGCAGCAGCAGUCACAACAACCGCCGCCACCGUCACAGCAACAACAGCAACUGCAUCCGCAUGCCCAUCAGCUGAAGUCACCACAGCAGCAGCAACAACAACAACAGCUGCCGCCGGAUACUGAAGUGGUGCCAAUUAGCACCACUUUGGAUGCGGGCAUCUAUGAUCGCGAUAAGCAGAUCUACAAGUGUUCCACAUUGCGGCAGGGCGGUAAAUUUGAUCCCAAAUAUAAGCCAUCGAUAUUGAACUGUCCGCUGCCCGAAAUACCCAAGGAUGCGGAGCAACCCAAGGUGGAAUCCAUUUAUCAGCAACAGCAGCAGCAUCAUCAGACACAGAAUUACUCCAAAACCUUGCAGCGGCCACCGAUGAAGUUGCCGCCACAAAUGAAGGCGAUACCGCCUCCACGCAUUGGCACGCCCACCUCCCCACCGCCACCGUCGGCACAGCCCGCCCAGAAUCUCAAUGAUGCAGCGCAAUUGCAAUUGCAAUUGCAGUUGCAGAAUGGCGCCGCCAAUAAUGAUGAUGCUGCACUGCCUCCGCCGCCGCUCGAGGCACAAACACAUCUGGGCAACACGGUAGAUGCCACGCCCCCCAAAACACGCGCCCAAACACUCAACGGCAAGGCGGCCAAUGGCCUGGCGAUGCACAACGGCGGCGUCGGCGUUGCAGGCGGAACUGCAGCAGCAACUGUUGCCGCUGGCGUCAUGGACGAUGAUGAUGAUCUGCCGCCGCCGCCGCCGGCGAUAACCGAUGAGAGCAACUAUGCGGUAACUGAGCUGUAAGAGAGAACGAGAGACAGCGAAAGAGAGAGGCAGAGAGAGAACCAUUUAACUUUUUUUUAAGUAUGUUCCUUGGUUCUUGAUUAUUGGCAUUUUGAAUCCCAGAAACUUCCCCCCAUGCAGCAACAACAACGUAAAUUACGCGACUUGCGACUUUUGUACAUAUACAUACACACACACACACACACACAUGUACAAGCAUACACAAAUAAGUAUGCAAACAUAGUAUAAAAAAAAUAACAUUCUUUUUGAUAAUAGCCAUUUUUAUGAUCGCAAAAUUUUAUGAUAACACUUUUUAGCAGAACAGUAAGAAAAUAACAACAACAACAACAACACAAAAA
This is a messenger RNA of Drosophila innubila, 3552 nucleotides long. RefSeq names its product protein tweety. The record is from RefSeq and is a predicted model, not a curated record. Gene Ontology annotation, molecular function: intracellularly calcium-gated chloride channel activity; volume-sensitive chloride channel activity. The transcript has 7 exons. The coding region runs from base 176 to 3214 and encodes 1012 amino acids. Gene Ontology annotation, cellular component: plasma membrane. NCBI's taxonomy places the organism in Eukaryota, Metazoa, Arthropoda, Insecta, Diptera, Drosophilidae.